This is a messenger RNA of Asterias rubens (European starfish), 2529 nucleotides long. RefSeq lists its product as uncharacterized. Gene Ontology annotation, molecular function: DNA binding. The transcript is spliced from 2 exons. Lineage: Eukaryota; Metazoa; Echinodermata; Asteroidea; Forcipulatida; Asteriidae. The record is from RefSeq and is a predicted model, not a curated record. Bases 1 to 2529 code for a protein of 842 amino acids. Gene Ontology annotation, biological process: DNA integration; DNA recombination.
AUGCUCAGCCGGCCGACACCCGUGCCGUCCGACUUAGCAAAGCGCCGCUCCCUCGAGGGGGAAAUAAACGCCCUCCUCCUCAAGGGGGCGGUGCGUAUCGUCCCCCGUUCUGGGACUCAGACGGGCUUCAUGUCAACCUUCUUCUUGACUCCCAAGAAGGAGGCUGGCGUGUGGCGCCCGAUUUUGAACUUAAAACCCCUCAACAAGUUCAUCCGUCCGAAGCGUUUCCGUAUGGAGACGCUCAGGACUAUACUGAGUUCCAUAGUGCCACCCGCAUGGGCGGCGAGUAUCGACCUGAAGGACGCAUACCUACACGUCCCAGUCAGGCCGGAGCACCACAAAUUCCUACGUUCCCACCUUUCUGGGUGCGUCUCUCGACCUGCGCAGGGGAUUGGCCCGCCCUUCGGAGGAACGCCUACUGAACCUUCGGCAGUGCGUUUCUCUCUUCCUCCCAGCAGUGGUGGCCCCAGCGCUGGCCUGGCUCAGACUGUUGGGCCUUAUGGCCAGCAUGGUGGAUUUGGUGGACUUCUGCAGGUUGAGGAUGAGGCCCAUCCAACUUCACCUGCUCUCCUUUUACAGGCCCAUUCGUCACCAAAUCCACCACCUGGUGCCGACAACGCCCUGGCUAGUCCCCCACCUUCGCUGGUGGCUAGCCGAUGCGAACAUCUCGCAGGGCCGGGCCUUUCGUCCGCCCCCGCCGUCGGUGACCGUCACGACCGACGCGUCACUCCUCGGCUGGGGGGCAACCCUCCACCCGCGUCAAAUCGCAGGCGUGUGGGGUUCCGAACACCGAUCGGCCCACAUCAAUGUCCUGGAAAUGUUGGCAGUCUCCAACGCACUACGGCAUUUCCAGUCGGACGUCAGGGACCGUGCGGUUCUGGUGAGAUGCGACAACGCCACAGUCGUGGCCUACAUCAAUCACCAGGGGGGCACCCGGUCGGGUCGCCUGUGUGCACUGGCCUGGGACCUCAUCCACUGGUGCACACAGCGGGGAACAGCACUAUCAGCAGUGUACAUUCCGGGCGUAGAGAACGUCACAGCCGACGCUCUCUCAAGGGGCUGGAUUGCCCCCACGGAGUGGUCCCUUCUCCCACAGGUGGCUCGGUCGCUCUUCCACUUGAUCGACCGACCACACGUGGACCUGUUCGCCUCCCAUGCGAACCACCAGUUGCCGAUCUACUGCGCAAGGGGCCCAGACCCCAACGCAUGGAAGAUCGACGCUCUAUCAGUAGAGUGGGACGGCCUACUGGCUUAUGCAUUCCCACCCAUCUCACUCGUCUCUCGGGUUCUGACCAAGAUCGAGCAAGAGGAUUGCCGGGUCCUUCUCAUAGCCCCGUUCUGGCCCCGGCAACCGUGGUUCCCACGACUCAUCAGGUUACUGGUCCACCGUCCGGUGAUCCUACCAGGGCGAGCGGAUCUCCUGUACCAGCCCAGUUCGGGGAUGGCCCAUUCGGCUCCGGGGGAUCUUCACCUGACGUGCUGGGUGCUGUCACGCGAUCCCUCCGCUCAGCAGGCCUUUCGCAACGGGCUGCAACAAUCGCAGCCCAGUCACGACGGGCCUCCACCAGGAAGGUAUACAACAGCCGACUACGCCAUUUCUUUAAAUGGUGUGGCCGGGAAUCCCUCCAUCCUACCAAUACUUCUGUAGGGGAGGUGGGGGACUUCCUGGUGUAUCUCCUAGAUAGCGGCCUGACGACUGGUACGGUCAAAAAUUACAGAUCAGCCGUCGCCGCGAUCCACCCCGGAUUCCCAGACGGUUCCACCGUCUCAGACAACGGGGCCCUUAGCCAGUUGAUCAAGGGGAUGUUUGUCACCCGUCCCCCAGAACGCAAACUCGUCCCGUCUUGGGAUCUGUUUGACGUUCUGUCAACCUUGGCAGGGCCUCCUUACGAGCCUAUGGAUUGCUCCACACUCCUACAGCUCUCAGUCAAGUUGGCGUUUCUCCUGGCCGUCGCUACUUCGCGACGGCGCAGUGAGCUGCAUGCCCUGUCGGUAGAGACCGGACAUAUCCGAUGGGAACCAGGCGGAGUCCGCCUGGUCCCCACGACCGGCUUUUUAACGAAGAACCAGUCAAGUUCCUUCACGCCCCCGGACAUUUUUGUCCCGGACAUCAAGUCCUUUUCAUCAGAGGCGAAGGACAAACUAUGGUGCCCCGUCCGGGCACUUAAGUGGUACUUGAAUCGUACGAAGUCACUUCGUACGGACCAUAAAAAGCUGUUUGUGACGACAACACCGCCCUUUCGGCCGGCGUCACAGUGCACCAUCUCACGAUGGAUCGUGACUGCCAUCCGCUCCGUGCCGGGCGGCUGGCCGGCGACCGAGAAUACGGUUCGGGCGCAUGAUGUUAGGGGGGUAUCCGCCUCUUGGGCCUUCUUUAAAGGGGUUCCCUUAGCAGAUAUCACCAAGGCGGCCUGCUGGAAGUGUCCUAACACCUUCAGCGACCUUUACCUGAAGGAUGUCCUCCAGACAGACGGCAGAGCCGGGAGAGAAGUGCUGAAGACGGCCAGUCAAGCUUCCCAGAAACACUAA